Cynocephalus volans (Philippine flying lemur) is the source of this 2598-nucleotide messenger RNA. RefSeq names its product fibrous sheath CABYR binding protein (gene FSCB). Gene Ontology annotation, molecular function: calcium ion binding. The record is from RefSeq and is a predicted model, not a curated record. The transcript is spliced from 2 exons. Gene Ontology annotation, cellular component: sperm fibrous sheath; sperm principal piece. Lineage: Eukaryota; Metazoa; Chordata; Mammalia; Dermoptera; Cynocephalidae. Gene Ontology annotation, biological process: negative regulation of protein sumoylation.
AUGGAAGAAAGUGAUGAACCUGAUGAGCCUAUUUCAGCAGGGAGGCAAGAAAUUCGAAAGAGAAGACGACCUAGCCAACCAAUGGUAGACAAAUCCCAGCAGACGGAAACAACAGAGAAAAAGAAACACAUGGCCAUACCACAAUCGUCUGGCCCCAAAGCAACUGUUAGUAUUGGUAAUAUUCCUGCAGGCAAAAGCAGCUACUCUGCCAAAGAAUAUGAGUCUUUUAGAGUAUCUUCUCAACUUCAGCAAACUUGGAUGAAGAGAAAGCGUGGACAGGAAAUGACCGAUGCGUCUCUACAGACAGACUCCACCAGAGAAGAGAAAAAUGAAGUCAAUUUAGUUGAUGAAACAGUGUUACAUGAAGAAAAGCCAGCUGGUGUUGGAGAAGCAGUCUGUGAAUUGCCAGAGAAUGUUCAAGAAGUAGAAAUUCCAUCAAACAGACUCUCCAUUCAACUAAAAAUAGACAGAUCUCAGCAGACCAGUUGUACUGGAGACUGGACCAUGAUGUAUAUUCCCCCCAAAGAGAAAGUGAACAAGGAACAGCAGACAAACUUUAGUGAAUUAGAAAUAGCGUAUUUUUCUAGGCCAGGUAGUUCUUUUACAAAGUCAAAGGAAGGUGCCCAGAAACUUCAAUCCUCAGGAAAGAUGUUUGUUAGUGAACAUCCUGAAUUUCAACCAGCAACAAAUAGCAGUGAAGAAAUUAAGCAGAAAAAAAUCAGCAGAUCUUCAUUUACUCAGGAAAUCUAUAAAGCUCCUUCAGUACUUUCAGAAGAUGAGCCUAGGCAAGAGGUAACAACACCUGCUGAACAAAAGGAUUCUUUGGUUAAAAAAGGGGUUUCUGCUGAAAUAGAGCCUUCACCAACAGAAAAAACCCCAGCUGAAGUACAGCCUCCACCAAUGGAAGAGACCACUAUUAAAGUAGAGCCCAGCCCUGCCGAGGAGACCUUUGUCCAAGUACAAUCUCCAACUGAAGAGACCCCUGCAGCUGAGAUAGCCACUAUGGCAGAGGGCUCUGUUGAAGUACAGCCUCCACCAGCUGAAGAGGCUUCUUCAGAAGAGCCUCCUAUUGAAAUUCAGCCUCUUCUAGAAGAAGAGGCUCCUGUUAAAGAACUACCUCCGCCAGCUGAGGAGGCCCUCAAAGAGGCCCCAGCUAAAAGAGAGCCUACCUCUGCUGAAAUGAUACAUGCUGAAGUUCAGCCUCUAUCAGCUGAAGAUGCUCCUAUAGAAAUGGCCCCAGAACUUCUGAUUCCAGCAGCUAUGGAAUCCCCUACAGAACAGGUCCCUGCUGAAAUUCAGUCUCCACCAGCUGAGGAAUCCCCUGCAGGUGAAGCUCCUGCUGACAUUCAGUCUCUACUAGCUGAAGAGGCUACUGCAAAAGAGGUCCCUGCUGAAUUUCAACCUUCACCACCUGGGGAGACCACUGCAGAAGAGGCCUCUGUUGAAACUCAUCUUCUAGCAGCUACAGAGGCCCCUGCAGGAGAGGCUCCUGCUGAAAUUCAGCUUCCACCAGCUGAGGAGGCCUUGGAAGAUGAAGCUCCUGAUGAAGAAGGCCCUGCUAAAGUUCAGUCUCCACCAGAUGAGGAGUCCCCUGCUGAAGAGGCCCCUGCUGAAAUUCAGUCUCUGCCAGCUGAGGAAGCUCCUGCAGAAGAGGCCCCUGCUGAAGUUCAGCCUCCACCAGCUGAAGAAGUGUUGGCAGAUGAAGCCCCUGUUGAAGAGGCCCCUGCUGUAGUUCAGCCUCCACCAGCUGAGGAAGCCUUGUCGGAUGAAGGCCCUGCUGAAGAGGCCCCUGUUGAAGUUCGGUCUCCAUCAGUUGAGGAGGCCCCUGCAGAAGAGGCUUCUGUUGAAAUUCAGUCUCUAUCAGCUGAGGAGGCCACUGAAGGAGAGGCCUCUGCUGAGCUUCAUUCUGCACAAACUGAGGAGGUUCCUGCAGAAGAGGCUCCUGAUGAAGUUCAGCCUCCAUCAGUUGAAGAGGCCACUGCAGAAGAGGUCCCUGUUGAAGUUCAGUCUCCACCAGCUGAGGAGGCCCCUGCAGAAGAGGCCUCUGUUGAAGUUCAGCCUCCAUCAGUUGAGGAGGCCCCUGCAGAAGAGGCUCCUGCUGAAGUUCAGCCUCCAUCAGUUGAGGAGGCCCCUGCAGAAGAGGCCGCUGCAGAAGAGGCUCCUGCUGAAGUUCAGCCUCCAUCAGUUGACAAAGCCCCUGCAGAAGAGGCUCUUGCUGAAGUUCAGCCUCCAUCAGUUGAAGAGGCCCCUGCAGAAGAGGCCCCUGCAGAAGAGGGCCCUCUUGAAGUUUAGUCUCCACCAGCAGAGGAGACCACUGCAGAAGAGGCCCCUGCUGAAGUUCUGCCUCAACCAUCUGACCAAACCCCUGCAGAUGAGGCUCUGGUAGAGAAUGUGUCUACUGAAUUUCAAUCUCCCCAGGUAGCAGGCAUUACAGUGGUAAAAGCAGGGUCAGUUGUUUCAAAAGGUGAUACAAAAUUUGAAGAGGUUUUAGAAAUGGAUCCCAUUCCUGAAGGUUUGUCUAAUACCAAAGAUGAACAGGUUUCCACUGUUGAAAUAGAAGGUGUCGUUAGCAUAAAAUUCAAAAGGCCCUCCUCUUGA